Messenger RNA from Populus euphratica (Euphrates poplar), 2378 nucleotides. RefSeq names its product calcium-dependent protein kinase 26. The coding region runs from base 383 to 2080 and encodes 565 amino acids. The record is from RefSeq and is a predicted model, not a curated record. Gene Ontology annotation, biological process: protein phosphorylation. The transcript is spliced from 9 exons. Lineage: Eukaryota; Viridiplantae; Streptophyta; Magnoliopsida; Malpighiales; Salicaceae. Gene Ontology annotation, molecular function: calcium ion binding; protein kinase activity; ATP binding.
GAAAGGUUAAAAAGAAGGAAAACAAGGGCAAAGGCAACAUGUAAAGCCCCGUACCCUGUCUUCCACAAAAACAAAUAAAUAAAUAAGAGGGGAAAAAAAAUGUUAGCUGGUCAGCACUCUCCAAUCCGAUGUUUCUCAGCAACAACAGCAGACCCCAUUUAAUAUUCACAACAUCAUAUUAAUAAACAAACAACUUCACAGGCGUGUGAUGUUUUAUAACUUGGUUUCUCCUCAUUUCUUCCAUUUUUCCUUCUCCUACUUACACUUCAGAUCCAUCCUUUCUUUCCCUUGUAUAAUUCAAGACAUUAUAUAGUGUAAUUGAUGAGACUUCAUUAGAUGAGGACAAGGUGGUGAAGUGAUUAAAGGGAAUUGUGGUUGUUCCAUGGGCAAUACAUGCCGUGGAUCUUUCAAGGGAAUACUUCAUCAGGGCUACGAUCAGCCCGACGAGCAAUCGACCGCCACUGCCUCCAAUUCCAAGCGCCACGCCUCCUCUGAUCACUCCAAUUCUGAGCAUUCCUGUUCAAGUCUAACCUCCCAAGAACUCACCCCCCAAAAGGACAGCAAUUUACCUCUCAUUAGCCCUACCAAGAAAGAUACAAUAAUGAGGCGCAGUGUUGAUAACCAGGCUUAUUAUGUUUUAGGCCAUAAAACUCCAAACAUUCGUGAUCUUUACACUUUAGGUCGUAAAUUAGGACAAGGACAAUUUGGCACUACUUAUUUAUGCACUGAGAUUCUUACGGAGAUUGAGUAUGCUUGCAAGUCUAUAUGCAAAAGAAAGUUAAUUUCCAAGGAGGACGUUGAGGACGUUAGGAGAGAGAUUCAGAUAAUGCACCACUUGGCAGGUCACAAGAAUAUUGUGACCAUUAAGGGUGCCUACGAGGAUCCAUUGUAUGUUCAUAUUGUAAUGGAGCUUUGCUCAGGAGGAGAGUUGUUUGAUAGGAUCAUCCAAAGGGGGCAUUACAGCGAGAGGAAGGCAGCCGAGUUGACUAAGAUUAUUGUGGGGGUUGUGGAGGCGUGUCACUCGCUAGGGGUUAUGCAUAGAGAUUUAAAGCCAGAGAACUUCUUGUUGGUGAAUAAGGAUGAUGAUUUCUCGCUUAAAGCUAUUGAUUUUGGACUCUCUGUGUUCUUCAAACCAGGUCAAAUUUUCACUGAUGUGGUUGGAAGCCCAUAUUAUGUUGCUCCAGAGGUGCUCCUCAAGCACUACGGGCCAGAAGCAGAUGUGUGGACAGCUGGGGUCAUAUUGUAUAUAUUGCUAAGUGGAGUGCCACCAUUUUGGGCAGAAACACAACAAGGAAUAUUUGAUGCUGUGUUGAAGGGUUAUAUCGACUUUGACUCCGACCCGUGGCCCCUAAUAUCAGACAGUGCCAAAGAUCUCAUCCGGAAGAUGCUUUGCUCUUCACCUUCAGAGCGUUUGACAGCUCAUGAAGUGCUGUGUCAUCCUUGGAUAUGUGAAAAUGGAGUUGCUCCUGAUAGAGCGCUGGAUCCCGCUGUACUUUCUCGUCUCAAGCAGUUCUCUGCAAUGAAUAAAUUAAAGAAGAUGGCUUUACGGGUAAUAGCUGAGAGCCUUUCUGAAGAGGAAAUUGCUGGUUUGAAAGAAAUGUUCAUGGCUAUGGACACUGAUAACAGUGGUGCAAUCACAUUUGAUGAACUUAAAGCUGGUUUGCGAAGAUAUGGCUCUACCUUGAAGGAUACAGAGAUACGUGACCUUAUGGAUGCGGCUGAUGUGGACAACAGUGGAACAAUCGACUAUGGAGAAUUUGUAGCUGCUACAGUUCAUCUUAACAAAUUAGAGCGUGAGGAACAUCUUGUUGCAGCAUUCCAAUAUUUUGACAAGGAUGGAAGCGGUUAUAUUACAGUCGAUGAGCUUCAACAAGCUUGUGCUGAGCAUAACAUGACUGAUGUUUUACUUGAAGACAUAAUCAAAGAAGUUGAUCAAGAUAAUGAUGGAAGAAUUGACUAUGGUGAAUUUGUUGCCAUGAUGCAAAAAGGCAAUGCAGGAAUUGGUAGACGAACUAUGCGAAACAGUCUGAAUAUGAGCAUGAGAGAUGCACCAGGUGCCCUAUAUCUUGGGAAUAUGUGAUGUACAGGUUGCAGAGCAAAGCUGGAAGAUGAGGAUGAUUGGUAACAGUAGUUUGAGAAAUGAUUACAAUUCCUUCCGAGUAACAGAGGAUUUAGAUUUUUGGAAGUUUCUGUGCUUGAACAUUUGUCCACUUGCAUUUAUAUUGCUGUGUGACUGGGGAAAAUGAUCGUAAGCUUUGUAAACUUUAGUGUGAAGUGUUAUUAUAGCUGUUCAUGUUGAUAAGUUAAUUUGUUGUGCUUUUAUUUAAGCACUCUGUUUGUUGAUCUUUGAAGAACGAGGAUCUUAAGUUUCAUUUUCA